AAACAGAAGAUCGCAGCAUUUGCGAUAGCGAAGAUUUAGGAGAAAGCAGAAUCCAAUGAGUUUGAUGUAAGAAAAUAGAAGCGAAUAAAAGCAGGCGGCGACGCGUAGUUGACGGAGGAAUUAUACCAAUACCCUUAUGAGAAUUGUAGAUGGAAGAUGAUAGGAAAAGCUACAGUGUUGACGAUGCCCUUUCCGCAUUGGGUUUUGGGAAAUUCCAAGUGUUGGUUCUGAUGUAUGCUGGGAUGGGUUGGAUUUCUGAAGCCAUGGAAAUGAUGCUGCUCUCUUUUGUUGGACCUGCUGUUCAAUCCCUUUGGGAUCUUUCUUCUCAACAAGAGAGCUUCAUUACCAGCGUCGUCUUUGCCGGCAUGAUGCUCGGCGCCUAUUCCUGGGGUGUUGUUUCAGAUAUCUAUGGAAGGAGGAAAGGAUUUCUCAUCACAGCACUUAUUACGUCGUCAGCUGGUUUUCUAAGUGCAUUUUCCCCAAAUCUUUAUGUGCUCAUCAUCUUCCGUGGUUUAGUCGGUAUUGGCUUGGGAGGCGGUCCCGUGCUUUCGUCCUGGUUUCUGGAGUUUAUUCCUGCUUCAGAGAGAGGUGCGUGGAUGGUGGUAUUUUCAUCCUUCUGGACCCUUGGAACAGUUCUUGAAGCUUCUAUAGCAUGGUUUGUCAUGCCAAGAUUGGGUUGGAGGUGGCUGCUUGCAUUGUCUGCUCUUCCUUCCUCACUGUUGCUUCUACUAUAUAGAGUAACACCCGAGUCGCCCAGAUAUCUGUCAAUGGUGGGAAGAAAAAGUGAUGCGCUAGCUAUUUUGGAAAAAAUCGCGAGGGUCAACGGGAGAAAACUUCCUUCGGGCGUCCUUGUUACCGACAACAACGUUGAGCUAGAAGAUAAAUCUUCAGAAUCAGAAGAUACGAAAUUGAUACCAUCAAGCAAGAAUGACCCCGAUGUUGGUUCUCGGAAGAGUGGCAUAUCAUUGCUGAUUAUGCUUCUUUCACCUGAAUUGGUUAGAUCAACUCUACUUUUAUGGAUGGUUUUUUUCGGGAAUGCAUUCGCUUAUUAUGGGCUCGUUCUGCUUACAACAGAGCUGAAUAACAAGCAUAACCGAUGUGAACAGAAAGGGUCACAUUCUGUUAAUCAGCAGGAAGUUAAUUACCAAGAUAUUUUUAUUACCAGUUUUGCAGAAUUUCCCGGACUUCUCUUAUCAGCCGCAACAGUUGACAAAGUUGGUCGUAAGGUAUCCAUGGCAGCGAUGUUCUUCUUCUGCUUCGUUUUUCUGAUGCCUCUGGUAGUUGAACAGCCUCAGAGCAUAACAACGUGCCUUCUCUUCGGGGCUCGAGUUUGCAUCACAGGAACCUUCACGAUUGUAUACAUAUACGCCCCAGAGUUGUAUCCGACGUCCGUGAGGACAACUGGGGUUGGAGUGGCGAGCUCCGUGGGAAGAAUCGGCGGGAUGAUAUGUCCUCUGGUUGCAGUUGGUCUGGUUCAUGGAUGUAAACAGAAUACAGCGGUGUUUCUAUUUGAGAGCAUUGUGUUUGUAUCAGGAAUAUGCGUUUACCUUCUACCGUUUGAAACAAGGGGUCUUGAAUUGAGCAACAAUGUGUCAUCUUCCAAGCAUAAUCACCUUGAUGUAAGCUUAUAGUUAAUGUUUUGAUGAGCUCAAAAUCUUUACUAGGGAUUUUGUUUCAAGUUUUGAGAGAAUGUACAAGAAUAUAAUAGUGAUUUUAACAUUACAAAUGACUCUGUGUUUAACAUAGUUACACACUAUAGAAAUAUAAUACUCCCUCUGGUUCAUUUUUCUUCA
Messenger RNA from Salvia splendens (bonfire salvia), 1793 nucleotides. Its product is annotated as organic cation/carnitine transporter 7. Lineage: Eukaryota; Viridiplantae; Streptophyta; Magnoliopsida; Lamiales; Lamiaceae. Gene Ontology annotation, molecular function: transmembrane transporter activity. The transcript is spliced from 6 exons. Bases 150 to 1631 code for a protein of 493 amino acids. Gene Ontology annotation, biological process: transmembrane transport. The record is from RefSeq and is a predicted model, not a curated record. Gene Ontology annotation, cellular component: membrane.